AUGGGCCUCUUAAAUGGCCUUUCCGCUCGUCGCAACUUUACUCCGUUAUCUCAGCCAACACAAAGCCGAAGACGGCAUCCCCAUCACUACCUCUACAACCAAUUUCUUCCAAGAAAGAACUCUCGCUCAGUCGUCGCAAUGACUGCUAUCGAGAGUUUUGAUAACAUCUACUUGGAUCUCUCCAAGGAGAGCGGAAAGUGCAGAUUUGCCGAGACCGGUUUCGGAUGGAAGCCUGUUGGCGGCGGCGAUACCUUCACCCUCGAUCACAACAACAUCGCCUCUGCGCAAUGGAGUCGCGCCGCCAAGGGGUACGAGAUCAAGAUUGUCCAGCGUUCAAAAUCAGGCAUCAUCCAGCUCGAUGGAUUCCAGCAGGAAGACUACGAUCGACUUGCCAAGGUGUUCAAGAACUGGUAUAGCACUGCCCUAGAGAGCAAGGAGCAUGCUCUGCGCGGAUGGAAUUGGGGCAAGGCUGAAUUCUCCAAAUCCGAGCUUACCUUUAGCGUCCAAAACCGACCUGCUUUCGAGCUAGCAUAUUCGGAAAUCGGCAACACCAACCUGGCUGGUCGAAAUGAGGUUGCAGUCGAGAUGGCUCUGCCAGAGUCGGGUGCUAAUGCCCAACUUGGUGGCGCCCGGUCCAAGGGCUCCAAAGCUGCCGCCGGCCGGGAUCAGCUUGUCGAGAUGCGAUUCUACAUUCCCGGUGUGACGACCCGAAAAGAGGCUGAAGGAGAGGACGCUGGUAGUGAUGCCGGUAACGAUGAGCAAGAAAAGAACGCCGCGACUCUAUUCUACGAAACUUUGAUCGAUAAGGCCGAGAUUGGCGAGACUGCUGGCGAUACUAUUGCCACCUUCCUGGACGUCCUACAUCUCACCCCCAGAGGACGUUUCGAUAUCGACAUGUACGAAGCCUCUUUCCGACUUCGAGGCAAAACAUACGACUACAAGAUUCAAUACGAGGCUAUCAAGAAGUUUAUGGUACUUCCUAAGCCUGAUGAGGUGCACUACAUGCUUGUCAUGGGUCUUGAUCCACCUCUGCGCCAGGGUCAAACACGAUACCCAUUCGUUGUAAUGCAAUUUAAGAAAGACGAGGAGGUCACAAUUGACCUGAACCUCAACGAGGACGAGCUCAAGAGCAAGUACCAAGAUAAGCUUGAGCCUCAUUACGAGGAACCCCUCCAUCAAGUUGUGGCCAAGAUAUUCCGUGGCUUGGGCAACAGGAAGAUUUCAUCUCCUGCCAAGGACUUUAUCACACACCGCAACCAAUACGGCAUCAAGUGCUCUAUCAAGGCAAGCGAGGGUUUCCUCUACUGCCUCGAGAAAGCCUUUAUGUUUGUGCCCAAGCCCGCUACAUAUAUCGCGUAUGAGCAGACUCAAUCGGUCACUUUCUCGCGUGUUAGUGGAGCUGUUUCGGCACUGUCGACAUUCGACAUCACAGUUCUUCUCAAGAACGGCGCCGGCUCAUCUCAGUUCAGCAACAUUAGUCGUGAGGAUCUCAAGGCUCUUGAAAGCUUCUUCAAGCUCAAGGGCCUACGAGUCAAGAACGAGAUUGAUGAGGAUGCCAACCUCCUUGCUGCUGCCAUGAACCAGCAGAUGGACGAUUCCGAAGACGAGGUGGCCGUCAAGGCUGAUCGUGGCUCGGCUGAUGAAGAUGAAGAGAGUGUGGAUGAAGAUUUCCGCACUGACAGUGAAAGCGAUGUUGCAGAAGAGUACGAUAGUGCCCACGAGAGUGAUGGCUCUGGCAGCGACGAAAGCAACGUAGAUGAAGACGAGCAGGACAACGAUGAUGACGACGGGGAGGACGAAGAGGAGCGCCCUAAGAAGAAGAAGAAGACGGGCUGA
Molecule: messenger RNA, 1836 nt
Organism: Fusarium venenatum
Lineage: Eukaryota; Fungi; Ascomycota; Sordariomycetes; Hypocreales; Nectriaceae
Source: RefSeq, a predicted model, not a curated record